Paramuricea clavata is the source of this 4859-nucleotide messenger RNA. The record is from the annotation of a GenBank genome assembly. Lineage: Eukaryota; Metazoa; Cnidaria; Anthozoa; Malacalcyonacea; Plexauridae.
AAAAGUGUAAUUCCAUCCAGAAAUGCAGUAGCAGGUGCCAUGUAAUUCAUUUGGGUUGUUUUUCGCGAAGCUUAAACAAGCAAUAUAGACAUCGUCACAUAUGCAAUUAUGGAACUUUCAACAAUUUUCGCUAUCUUUACUGUGCUGUGUAUAAAUUCGGUGCCUUCGCAGUCUUCAAUUUGCAAAAAAGGUAAGUUGACAUAAAUUUUGAUAGAUUUUACUUAGUUUACUACUCGUCUUGAAAACGGGUAAAUAGAGCGGGGAUUUGUAUAUUUUUGAACUGGGUAAAUGCGAUUUGGGUUAAUACUGAGACUGAAAGACACAAAAAUGGGAAUUGAAAAAUCCGUAUACCAUUAUAAAGACAGUUACUCGGACAUUUCAGAGUGAAAUAAGUUUAAGAACAGCUGCAUGGCAAUUUUUGAUGGAGAAUUUGUAUUAAAAGAGUCCAGGAACUGAUGGCUCAAUGAGGUCAUUUUUCUGGUAUUGUAAAUCAGUUAUAUACCUUUUUCUUGGCAAAACUAUAUAGUUCUAAAGAGGGUAAUUGAACGCACAAUUGCGUUUAAGAGUCAUCAUGCGUAUAGAUGAACCAUCUGCUCUCGGAUUUUCUUUUAAUUUCACAGUGAGACUGGGAUUUGUUCUAAAAAAAGGGCUGAGAAAUGGGGCGGGGCUGGCUGACUCGCAAGAUUUUUAAGUACAAUCUCCCCGAUUGGGGGCUGCAGCUGCAUAUCCUUUGAUUAACGGAGCGAGGUUUUGGUGCAUGACCUCAUGAGGUCAAAAGCAGGGUUAGCCAUAUAAAACCACUCCCAGGUGACCAAACAACAAUUAGUAGAUGCUUAAAAAGUUGUCAGUCAAAUUGGCAUUUGAAAUAUAAUAACCGAAGUAUAAUUUUGGGCUUGUAAUGUCCAUUGCAAUCUAGGUAAAAUAUUGGCAUGAUCUAUCCACAAUAAUCCAAGAUGGCGGACUCAAGGUUAGCGACGACAUAAUGAGACACAACAGUGCAAUGAGUGCAAAUACAAUAAAAUUCCCCAUAGGUAAACUUACAGGGAGUGAAAACACAAUGGCAAAAACAGUAGGUUCAAGAUGGCGUCCUCAAUUUUGCAUGGAAGGCCCUAUUAAAGCCUGGUUCACACUAGCAAUUCUGUCGGCGAUUUUUAUCCUCCUGGCAAAUGUGAUCGAGUGAAUGACGUGCAAAAGACUUAGAAUUGUUUACUUCUGAAAAGCGACUCUAUACUUUUGUGUGCGAGUUCACUCAUUUGCAUCCGUCAGAAACACAAAAUCGCCGACAAAAUUACUAGUGUGAACCAGGCUUAAGCAACGUUUGAAGAAGCUGUAAAAAAGUUUUCCCCCAUUAUUUUAAAAGUUCUUUCAAAUGAGACAAAGUAAAUUUUUAUUCCUGAAAGCUAACCGGCUUCCAAUAAUUCAAUCCCUGUUCUCUCAUUGAUCCAUUAACGAACAUUUUUCAUUUUAGGGGAGGAUCCACUUGUUCUCUUAAAUACUUUCAACAACAAAGUUUAUGCCGACGGCAAAGAGAUAACAACUAGUAUAGUUGUAGCUUCUUACAUCACUAACUUUGACAUCACUGGCUUCUGUCUUCCAUCCAAAACUCGCCUUAUUGCUGUCACUAAUGUGCUGGACCAAUUUCCAGGAGCUUUUCUGUUCGGGUCGAUCCGAGGUAAACUGGUAACGAAUAAGGAAUGGAUUUGUGUCGAGAAGACCAGCGACGGGGAUUGGUACCAAGUGAAAUAUGACGACAGGAAAUGGCCUCGGGCGCAUGCAAAUCCAGCACCAGCGGUGAUGCCAAAUAUUUCUCAAAAUGCGCUGUCAAUAUCAGGUUCACCAGUGGCAUCCAGCAAGUACCAUUGUAGGUUCUGGAUCGGUGCCAGGCCUACUCUUCAUGAACUAUUCACGCGUAAGUAAAAACACAGGUUAUGCUGAACUAGUUAUUCUCAUUUGAGCAACGGUUUUGCCGAAAACUUAUAUAAUUUCUGAUUGACAAACAUUAAUUAUAAUCAUUAUUUUGAUUGUUUAAUUAAUCACAAUAUAAUUUUGAUCAAUGGAUAUAUAAAAAAACAACAUUUAAAAUGGUUUUGAACGAUCUGCGCCAGUGUGGGUAGUGCCAAUAUAAGAAAGCUGUGGUUUGAUAGGGAUGCAACCACCUAAAAAAUACAAGGAGAACUUCAAAGUUCUCAAGUCCUGUAUAUAGUAAAUUCAAAGGUCGAGCUCAUGUUGGGAUUGAUAGGGACACAACUAAUUAAUACAAUAAAUUCGCGACACCACACAAAACCACAAGCAUUGGACAAGACGUUUGGGUAUAAAUGCAUUGGCCUUCGAAGGGAGGCUGCAUCGCAGCAUCACAGGGUGAGUGAUUACAUACAGCUGCCUUACUUUCUGCGAAAAAGCCGUAAGGUAGUUUUUACUGCGCAUAUAUCUGGCGGCCAUGUUCUUAGCAAGUGCCCUAAAGAGAAGUCUUCACACCCUAGAACAUUAAAUUUUAAUAUAUUUUCAGGGGGUGCUCUUUAGCAGGCUGCUCCAUUUACUGUUCUAGAAUAUUUGGAACACUGUUCUGGAACGAUAUAAAAUGGGGUGCACACGGUGUUCUGGAACAGUACUAGUGUUGAGUUUAUUAUAUAUGCGUGCAACCAUGCAUUACUAUAUGAAUUAGUUAUUCGCAUAAAAAAGCGUAUAAUGAUUCGCUGUUAUUUGUACAUCUACGUAUGCUUUUGCAACGUUUUUAGUUGUUGAUUUUGCCCAACCCUGGCGUUCAAAUAGCAUAUUAUAAUAAGUAUAUGUCAAAAUAUAUCGGUUAACCCUUCAAAAUAACGCUCUAUACAGUGUGCAUUGAUACACAAAAUAUGUCGCCUCCAUUUCCGAUCACGUGAAAAUAGGCAGUGUCACGUGUCUGUUCUGGCUGCCCCUACUCGAAAAUCGAGGUAGUCAGAACAGUUCAGAACAGUCAUGUGACUCUCUUUUGUUCCAUUCCAUUAGUGUUCCGAAAAUCCGGAGUACUCCUAACAGUAAAUGGAGCAGCUUGUAGAGCACUUGCUAAGAAUGUGCAAACUGGAAAAAUCCCUAAAGCCUGGUUCACAUAUGCCUGAGCUAUCAUUGUUUACAGCUGUUGAUGCAUACAUUCGUUUGUGAGUUACUUGGUUGAACUGCUAACGACAAUAGCCCGCCGACAUACCGCAGGUAUAUCCGAACCAGGCACUAAAUUUACACUAAAUUACGCUGAAGUGAGACCACUGUAUGUAAUUACUCUGUGGCGGCAUCGACGCGCAGUGGUGGGAUAAUCAGAUUAAGAUUGGAUUAGGGUUGCAUCCCGGUACCACAUGCACAUACACUGUAGUCUAUUGAGGAUUUGGCCUACAGUACAAAACUACUGUUUCUGUAAAAAUUUACGUUACUAUUGCGUUUCAUUUCCAGGUUCGGCAUAUGCAUCAAAGUUGGGGAGAAAUCAACGCCUGGACUUUCACGUUAUUCAGUCAUUUCUGGUCAGCGGUAUCUUUGAAUGCGUCAUACGUUGUCUAGAUUAUGAAGAGUGCGUUUCUAUGAAUUUUGAGAAAUCGGAACACGGGCACGAUGUAUUAAAGAAAUGUGAGCUGAACAGCGGAGUGAAAAGCAAUUUUCCAGAUCAUAUCAUAAUGAACGAUAACUUUGAUUAUUAUAAUAUCAUAAACCCAUGAAUUCAGACAAUAGACACUUACCGAAUUUGCUGCUUAGCCAUGAAAACUGCUUUUUUUACAAUCGAUUCCACCGGCCCGCCACCAUUUCAAACUAUUGUUUCGCCUGCACUCAAGAGAUAUUCGGCAAGUGUCUACUGACCUGACUGGAUGUUUUCAGUUAGGCAUGUUUUCAAGGCCAUGAAGUAUUUCAAAACAUACAUGAUAAAUUUUUAUUAAGUUUCUCACUCACUGGUGAAUGGAUGUUCCAACAGGUUAUUGCUCAAUUGAUAGGUAAUAUUUAUCCAUGAUUAACAAUGAGUUUGUUAUUGUAAUCAUAGGCGGCGGAACGGGGGGCAGCUUGGGGACUAUAUUCCCCCAGAAGUAAAAAUGGGGGCUAAACCGCCCAGAAAACAAUCAGAGUAAAAAUUUUGAAAUUUCUACAUAAAAGUUGGACAAAUUCGGAUAAAAAAAUGAGGAAAGAAUUAAGCAAAAGCGGUAGGUGUAUUAUAAAUAUCAAGGAGGAAAUAUAAUGAGUCGGGGGAAAAAAUUGGUUCCGCCUGAUCCGUUGCCAACAUUUCCAGGAAAAGAUUUUAUAAAUUAGCACAAUGUUUAGAAAUUAGCCCCCCCCCCCUCCUCCCAAAAAUAAAAACUGUUUCGCCGCCAGCGAUUGUUUGACAAAAUAUUUGUUGACAAGUUAAAUUAGUGGGACUUUCAAAGUAAACAAAAAUAUUAAACUUUAAAGUGGAAGUCAAGUCCGUAAUGUAAACAAACGGUUUGUUUACAUCUUGAACUGCUGUAUUUUUUAAAAUAUGAUGUACUGUCUGAAUAUCUUACACCAUUUUGGUUCGCUAUGCUUCUAAAUGAAUAUAAAAUAGAGUUUAUGUUCAGAAAAAUUCGAAACUUUCGAAAUUUGGGCAAUGUUCACAUUAGAGGGUCCUCACAUUGUUAUGAGCAGAACCGAUGCGCAGAACGGACUUGACUUCCACUUUAAUUACUUAACGUAAAAUAAUGUUUUUUAACAGUUCAUGUCCAUAUUGCUUAACAAUAUAGCCGAUAACUUUCAAAUAUAUUUAACAACUAUGCAUGCCAUUAGCUCGAGUCGUAUAUGAGCUGGUAGCCGGCCACGAGAGCGAAUAUUUGUUUCGUAAUAUUGUCUUAUAGUUAUGGCCAUUAACUGCAGCAAUAAUAUGUUCUUCUCUG